Molecule: messenger RNA, 2988 nt
Organism: Melopsittacus undulatus (budgerigar)
Lineage: Eukaryota; Metazoa; Chordata; Aves; Psittaciformes; Psittaculidae
Gene: PARVG
Product: parvin gamma
Exons: 14
Coding region: 329-1297 (322 amino acids)
Biological process (GO): cell projection assembly; substrate adhesion-dependent cell spreading; establishment or maintenance of cell polarity
Cellular component (GO): focal adhesion; cytoplasm; actin cytoskeleton
Molecular function (GO): actin binding
Source: RefSeq, a predicted model, not a curated record
GCUGCACAACUUCCCUCUCGCAUACUCUGCGUACGUCACGCUGCCCUGCAUGGAAGCCUGCACCUUUGGUGUGGGACACUGCAAGCCUGGGGAGCAGUCCCCUCUCCCCAUAGAUUUCGUCACACCUGCUGGGACAAGAUCUUAGAAGAGUUUCUGGGAAUUACCGAAGGAGAGAAUAGAACAAGAAGAGUCAGCCUUCCCUCUCCUACAGUGGCUGCUUUCCUUUCUCUGGCUUCUGCUGUCCUCCAACACAACUCCUAGCUGGGCUGGAAAACCUCACCCGUAGUUUUGGGGUUGUUGAAAAGUUUACAGUGAGUGAAAAAAAACAAUGGAUCCAGACUUCUUAAAUACAUAUACACAGCCUGCUGCAGUUGAUCAGUUCCUAGCUGAGAACAUCAUCCCUCAAGGUGAGAAGAAGAAAUUCAUAAAACCAUCCUCGAGCAACAAUCCCAAACUGGAAGAAUUAAAACUGUUAUUGAUUGACUGGAUUAACACAACUCUGAAAGAGGAGCACAUAGUAGUUAAAAGUCUGGAAGAAGAUCUGUAUGACGGGCUGGUACUUCAUCAUCUCUUGGAAAACCUAGGAUCUCUCAAGCUGGAUGUUGACAGGAUCGCAUUAACAGAAAAAAAGCAGCGACAGAAACUCUCUGUGAUUCUGGAAGCUGUGGCUAAGUGUUUGCAACUGGAAAAAAGCCAGCUGAAAUGGAGUGUGGAAUCUAUCUUGACAAAGGACUUAGUGAGCACACUGCAUCUUCUGGUUGCAAUAGCAAAGCACUUCAAACCCAACCUGGCCAUGCCUCCAAAUGUUCAAGUGGAGACAAUUACCAUUGAGAACACCUCCAGAGGAUUAAAGACAGUAAAUGCAGUGGAAUAUAUCACAGAAAACAAGGAGAAUUUAGAAGCACAGCCAAAAGAUGAUGCCUUUGAUGAAUUAUUUAGCCGGGCUCCUGAUAAAUUGGAUGCUGUAAAAAAGGUAUUAUUGCAAUUUGUCAACCAGCAUGUUGGAAAAUUAGGACUAAAUGUGAAAGACAUCAGCUCUCAGUUUGCAGAUGGAGUUAUCCUGCUUCUGUUAACUGGACAGCUGGAGGGUUACUUUCUGAAUUUAAAGCAUUUCUUCCUGACUCCAGCCAGCAGCAUGGAGAUGCUUCACAACGUUAACCUUGCAUUAGACCUGCUGGCAGAUGGAGGCCUUCUGAAUUUUUCAGUGAACUCUGAAGAUAUCGUGAAUGGAGAUAUGAAGACUAUAAUGCGAAUUCUGUAUUGCUUGUAUUCCAAAUACAAAUCCAAGGAAACGUGAGGAGCAAGGCCAAGACCUUGGGCUUUGUUUUCUGGUGUUCUUUUUUCCCCUAGCAUGUCAUGGUCAGAUUUUUGGAUUCCCAGCUCUGUUUGCCACUGUUUAUGUGCUUGCACUUGUGUCUGACACUUGCUGUAUUAACAUUGUAUAUUCAAGUAUGUAUUCAUGCAAGUUUUCACAUAGACCUGAGUAACUAAGUACACGUGUGUCCAGGGCCAGUGUACUGUGUAAUUCUGUGGCUGUAGCUCUUGCUACAGACCCUGUCUCCUGUUCUAUCUGAGCUCCUCUAAUGCUGAAAAGAAGUGCAUUCUAGGCUCUGCAAUCUUUGCUUCUGGAGGUGAAUUUGGAAGCUGUAAUUGCAACCUCCCCACUUUCCUGCUUGAGUGACUCUAGAAACUAGAGAGUGUAAAGAGCCACCAUGGCACCUCUGGGAAGAGAAAGAUUGCAGACAUGCUUGAAAUUCAUGUUUGAAACCUUCUUUAGACAGAUGGCCAGCUGUUCUCAGACAAGAAGAUGUGGAUUGGAUGCCAUAUGCACAGGUAGCAGAGAUGAAAGCUGAACUUAUCAAAUGUCUGAUAAAGUUCCACUGUCUACCUGCUUAAAUACGGAAAAGGGACUCAGAACAACAUGGUUGCAUGACACUGUGCUGUAACAGAGAGGUCUCCUGACAGCUGUGGAAAGAUGUCCUUGUUUCCUUGCUAAGCUAAUGCUGAACUAUGGCCAGCCCCAGCCUGUUGCAGCCCCAGUGUAAUGUCUGAGUAGCAGGAAUGCCAAUUCCUGUGUCAAGCAUUGUCUGAUUGAUGGCUUGGCUUUGUGAGGGAAGAUUUGGGAAGGGCUUUACCCAUGAUUACUACAAGCACGGUGACCAAAGGCAUGUGAGAUAGACAAAUCUGUUUGGGAAUCAGGAAGUUUCCGACCAGGCAUAUUGCAGGAGUGGCUAAACAUGACCAUGCUUUCUCUCCAGGAAGAGGUAGAUAGAUUCUUUGUCUGCAGCUGAGGCCAUCAUGAGUGGGAGUAAUGAAACUCUCUGCGUCUGUCACUUCUGACAGCAUACUCAUGCUGCAGGGACUCUAAACCCCCUCUGAGACUCUUGGCUGGAUUUGUUCAGCAGCUGUCCUCAAGUAUCCCAGCAGCUCUCUCGAGAUGCAGUGAGGCUAGUCACAAUUUAUGUUAGCUGUCACCUUGGUCAUUGUUGGGGGUUUUAAAUCAGAACUCCUUCAAAACCUCCAUAUAUUUCCUUGACCUUAAAAUUAUGUCAUGUUUGUGUUGCAUAAAGCUUGAGAUCUAAUAAAAAACAUUUUGAUAUUAUUUUGGCUUCCAUCUAAGCUUUUUUAAUUUCCUGUCAUCAGUGACUCUGACAUUAGGUCUCUGAUCUGAUCCUCCAUCUCUGUGUUAAUAGGAAACCAAAGCUUGCUUAGUGCGAGGGCUGACAUUUACAGAUGAGAAUUUGUUGUGUCUACCUAAGAUCACAUGGCCUAAGAAAGAUCCUUAGAUAACAAUGCUGAUAAGUCUUCAAGUCCUGCCUUUGAUAAUGGUAAUACUGCACAGCUGCCAGAGGAAAGGAUUCUGCAACCUGCCAAAGCCUUAUCCUUUUUGCACCAAUAAUUACUUUGUUAUGUUUUUACAGAGAAAAAUCCAAUGUGUGGUGCCACUGUGCUGCAAGAUCAGCUUGCUUCCCUAGCAAAUGUUGGUUG